Molecule: messenger RNA, 552 nt
Organism: Aphanomyces astaci
Lineage: Eukaryota; Oomycota; Saprolegniomycetes; Saprolegniales; Verrucalvaceae
Exons: 3
Coding region: 54-479 (141 amino acids)
Source: RefSeq, a predicted model, not a curated record
GCAGGUCAUUAGAUCCAAGAGGCAGCGAGACUGUAACGACUGUGAGAGAGGUCAUGAGCAGGGAGCAUCUCCUCGGCGACGACGACGAGAGCAUCGUCCUGGCGAGACUUGGCGCUGUGGGGAGUAUCACCAUUGACGGAUGGUCUAGUGCAUAUGACGACGCAUACCCCAAGGCCCUCAAAGGAGUCGUGCCGCCAAAUGAGUUUCACACGUGCAUUACUGCGAUCAACCAGUCCGUGGAUGACUACUACCCGUGCAUUCCAUGCUUUGGAUGUGGGUACCUUUGCUGUGUGGCGUCGUUCGGGCUGUCCCUCUUAGUCCCGCAGCCGUGCACCACGGAGCUGGAAAAAGCCGUCGAAUUUGUGCUGCAUCGCAUCAAUGGACGGGACGACUUCCUCUACCGUGGCAUCGUGUGGAAGGUCGUUCGACCCAAGCACACGCAUACGUCGUGGAUUGAGCUACGACAGCUCGCAUGUUAAAGAAUGUGUCAAUGUAGUACGGUGUCUUUGGUAUUGGGCUGUCGAUGUGAACCCGUCGUUGACGUUUGUCGAG